Dreissena polymorpha is the source of this 1269-nucleotide messenger RNA. RefSeq lists its product as uncharacterized. The record is from RefSeq and is a predicted model, not a curated record. Lineage: Eukaryota; Metazoa; Mollusca; Bivalvia; Myida; Dreissenidae. Gene Ontology annotation, molecular function: oxidoreductase activity, acting on the CH-CH group of donors. Gene Ontology annotation, biological process: lipid metabolic process. The coding region runs from base 51 to 842 and encodes 263 amino acids. Gene Ontology annotation, cellular component: membrane. The transcript has 5 exons.
GUUAUCAGAAAGUGAAAAUAGGUUUCUGGGUCAGGUACAAAGUUCGCGGUAUGAUAAAUUACAUUAAUAUCAUGGGCAACACGUUUGCGAAAGCAGCGGCAAUUGAUUUUGGAAUUCAAUGGUCACUUUGGGCUAUUGCAAGCUUGCUCAAAACUGAGAAGUUCUACGAUUUGGCAGGUUCAGGAACCUUCCUGUUCCUAGCUUACCAAACACUGCAAUGGGGUCAGACAUACUUCACCCGUCAGAAAGUCACAACAGGCAUGGUGAUGACCUGGGCUGCAAGACUCGGCCUGUUCCUGUUCACUCGAGUUCUGAAAGAUGGCAAGGAUAGCAGGUUUAACAGUGUAAGAGGAAAUCCAGGACGAUUCUGGGUCUACUGGACAAUACAAGGUAUUUGGGUGUUUGUGACCCUCCUCCCAUUGCUCGUUCUCAACAACAAGAAGGAAGACCGUCCACUGACAACCCGAGACUAUGUUGGUUGGGGCAUUUGGACCCUGGGUUUCUUGUUUGAAGCCCUAGCUGACCAUCAGAAGUCUGUUUUCAAGAGCAACCCAGGCAACGCGGGCAAGUUCAUUACAUCUGGGCUGUGGAGCGUAUCUCGUUACCCAAACUAUUUUGGAGAGAUAUGCAUGUGGCUUGGAAUAUUCAUCACAUCAUCCUCGGUUAUGACAACACCAAAAGAGUACGCGUCUGUGAUAUCGCCAUUGUUUGUGUCGUUCCUGCUGCUGCGUGUCAGCGGAAUACCGAUCCAGGAGAAGCAACAGGCCAAGAGAUGGGGAACCGAUCCUAACUUUGUCAACUAUGUCAAGCGGACGGCAAAAUUAAUUCCGUAUAUUUGGUAGAAAACGAAGGACAAUAUGAAACUGUUUAAUGUGAAGAUGUCAAAUUCCGUAUAUUUGGUAGAAAUGUGAACAUCAAUACACUAUGUUUAGUAGAAUUAGAUUGAGUAUUUAUGCUGUGUUUUGAAUUUGUAGUAUUGCAUAUGGGUAUGUUUGUGUUUAAGUUGUAUUGUCAUAUAAAAUUAAGUACGUUUAAAGUGUUGUGAACAAAUUAAGCAAGCGCUUUACUAUUAUACAUUCAGCGCCCAACUUCUAAAAAAUUUAUUCGAAUUUUUACAUAGUGCAAUACGGUACAAAACACACAAGUAAUUCCUGUCUCAGGAAAACAAAUAUUAAUUUCCGUGUGAUUGUAUUACCACCGUAAAUGUAUUUGUUUGGGUUUGUUGGUGCUUGUAAAUCGAAAGGUUUAUAAUGAAUAUGAUGCUAAAAA